AUGUCUGCAACAUUAGCGCUUAAGAUUUAUUUAUUUAAUCUCGAAAGGCAGGAAAAAAAUCCUAUUAAGCAACGCAACAUUUUUUUGACUAACGUUGCUUUCAACGUCCUAGUAGGAACUUUCCAUCGGGAUUCUGUGAGAUCAAGUUCGUGUAUGAAUUUGGCCACCAAUCCUUGUGAGAAUUCAUUCAACUUUUUGUUGAUGACACACUUUAAAUGUUCAUUGAAGCCAUCGGAGAUUAAAAUCAUGUAA
Clunio marinus is the source of this 252-nucleotide messenger RNA. The record is from the annotation of a GenBank genome assembly. Lineage: Eukaryota; Metazoa; Arthropoda; Insecta; Diptera; Chironomidae.